AUGGGCUCUAUCGACACCAGCACCGACACCAAAACCUCACCUGAUAUUCAAUUUGCCUCCCACACGCCUGAAUCCACCCUAAUCACGGCGCAGAAGCACCUGGAGGAGCAUGGCUGGGCCGUGAUCCCAGACGUGCUCUCGCCGGAAGAAAACGCCCUCGUGCUCUCGCACCUGUGGGCGGCGGCGGAGAAGUUCCGCAAGCAGGGCGACGACACGUUCAUGCCGACCCUCGACCCGAAUGCCUCCAAUAUCCGCGUCUUCUACCUGAUGGCGCUGGACAAGAUCUUCCGCGACCUAAUCCAGCACCCCGUCGCGGUACAGAUGGUGGAGAAGGCGCUGGGCGACAACUGGCUGAUCAGCAACUUCACGGCCAACAUCGCGCGGCCGGGGUCCAAGAGCAUGGCCCUGCACAGCGAUCAGUCACUCGUGAUGCCAGAGCCGUGGCUGAACACGUGGGCGAUGAACGUGAUCUGGUGCCUGGAGGACGUGUAUCUGGAGAACGGGGCGACGCUGUACAUCCCCGGCAGCAACAAAUGGACGACGCGCGAAGACAUCCCCAAAAACGCCCGCUCGUUGCUGAAGCCCUUCGAGGCCAAGGCUGGCAGCAUCGUGCUCAUGAACGGGCGCGUCUGGCACACGUCCGGGUCCAACGUAACGAAGGACAAGGACCGGGCGCUGCUCUUCGGGUAUUACACCGUGCCGUUCCUACGGCAGCAGGUCAAUUGGUCGGCCAAGAUGCCCGAGGAGGUCAAGAAGGAGCUGUCUCCCGAGCUGACGGAGAAGUUGGGCAUGAACGUGCACGCCAACAUGGCGCAGGUGUCCCUGUUGAAGUACCUGGACGAGGUGUUUCCCCCGGAAGACAAGGAGGGUGGGGAGAAGUUGAGUUAUUGA
Messenger RNA from Fonsecaea erecta, 891 nucleotides. RefSeq lists its product as hypothetical. The coding region runs from base 1 to 891 and encodes 296 amino acids. Lineage: Eukaryota; Fungi; Ascomycota; Eurotiomycetes; Chaetothyriales; Herpotrichiellaceae. The transcript has a single exon. The record is from RefSeq and is a predicted model, not a curated record.